Aspergillus calidoustus is the source of this 3341-nucleotide messenger RNA. The record is from the annotation of a GenBank genome assembly. Lineage: Eukaryota; Fungi; Ascomycota; Eurotiomycetes; Eurotiales; Aspergillaceae.
CGCCUGAUUUGGUGGUGAGGCCUCGGUCUGGCCAUGGGAUUCUCCGUCAAUCAGCUUCGGCCGUUCCAGCCCACAUUGGUUUGUGGCUUCGGUUCUCCGCAAAAUCGGCUGACGCUUCGUUUCGCUCUGCAGGAUCGGACGCGACAAUUUUAUUCGCCAGUGUCUUCAAUCCGGGUUUGUGCUCAUGAUCUUUGUCAAGCAGCAAGGCCGACGGGGGACGGCUCUCGCGAGCUUCGUGACAAUCGUACCAGGUGCUCCUGCGUCCUUACGGGAUUAACCCGGCGGGCAUCAACUGAGUAGCAAGUGACGAUGCCAUCCUCAUGGUGUCUUGACCUCGGAAGACUUAGCUCGCUCCGUAUGUCGGUCGUGUAGUUCAUCCCCAGGUUCUUUAAGAAUGGCGGGUCCUGCUCCUCUUCUGCCGUUUUGUCUCCGCACUUUUCUUCUCCAGAUUCUCGACCAUUGAGCGCAACCUUAGUAAAAAUGCGUCUCUCUCCUGCGUGGUACCAGUUCCUCGUCGGCGUCUUCGCCUCCCUGGGAUCGUUUCUUUACGGAUAUGAUCUUGGUGUCAUUGCAGAAGUGAUUGCCAGCGGGUCGUUCAAAACGACCUUCCACAACCCAGAUGAUACCGAAACUGGCUUGGUAGUCUCCAUGUUCACAGCAGGUGCUUUCUGCGGCUCUGCAUUCGCUGGCCCUACUGGUGAUUACCUUGGACGACGAUGGACCAUCAUCAUAGGUUGUAUCGUCUUUUGUCUUGGUGGAGGUCUGCAAACUGGUGCUCAGACUAUCGACUAUCUGUACAGUGGAAGAUUCUUCGCUGGAGUUGGGGUCGGUUUCCUCACCAUGAUCGUGCCUCUAUACCAAGCAGAAAUCUGCCACCCAGAUAUUCGUGGCCGUGUCACUUCCCUUCAGCAGUUUAUGCUUGGAGUCGGAGCUCUUUGCGCUGCGUGGAUUUCUUACGGCACUUAUAUCGGGUUCGAGGAGACAAACAAUGCUCAGUGGCAGGUUCCUCUUGGUCUGCAGAUCGUCCCGGCGGUCUUUCUUGGCCUUCUAAUCAUGCUGUUCCCCGAGUCACCCCGUUGGCUUAUUGAUCAUGGUCGUCAUGAGCAAGGGCUUAAGACUCUGGCGCGGCUCCACGCUUAUGGUGACGAGAACGAUGCCUGGGUUCGUGCGGAGUACACACAGAUUCAGGAAACCAUCACUCGGGAGCAUGAGGAAGAGGCCAAGUCCUAUCUGGAGCUUUUCAGGAACCGGUCGUCCUUCCGUCGUCUCUUCCUUUGCUGCGCACUCCAGGCUUCCGUGCAGAUGACUGGUGUAUCGGCGAUCCAGUACUACUCCGUUGAGAUAUACGGUCAGAUCGGAAUCGAGAACGACGAGACCCUGCGCUAUCAGGCAAUCAACUCCGUCAUCGCCUUGGUCGCUCAGUUCCUGUGCAUGAUGCUCAUCGAUCGCUUCGGUCGUCGCUGGAGUUUGAUCGGUGGCAACCUGGGCAACUGUCUCACCUUCAUCAUUGCUUGCAUCCUGCUCGCAAAAUUCCCUCCAGAGGUCAACAACACCGGUGCCCACUGGGGUUUCAUCAUCAUGACCUGGUUGUACAACUUCUCGUUCUCAUGCACCUGCGGUCCACUGUCCUGGAUUAUUCCCGCCGAAGUCUUCGACACUCGCACUCGCGCAAAGGGUGUUUCGCUUGCGACCAUGACCUCAUAUGCCUUCAACACCAUGAUCGGACAGGUGACGCCAAUUGCCAUGACCGAUAUCGGGUACCGCUACUACUUCCUCUUCAUCAUCUGCAACUUCACCAAUGCCGUGUUCUUCUGGCUGCUUCUACCCGAGACGAAGAAGCUGCCCCUUGAGGAAAUGAACUACCUCUUCUCCAAUUCCCCCUGGAUUGUUCCCGGCACAAAGAAGGAGGACUACAUGGUUCAUGAUCUGGAGCGCAGGGUCGUGGAGCAGGAGGAGAAGCAGCACGCAUAUGCGACGCAUGACGAGACGGAGGCGAAGUAAGCCAGGCCAGGCGUAAAGCCGCAUAUGCGGCUAUGCUUGAUGAUACUGUGUAAUUUAACGAGAUAUCACAGAUGAGAUGGGCCAUGUGUAGUAGAUAAUGUCUUGUUGUGGCAGAAAGGGGGUUGAAGGGGCUGUCCCGGUGAUAUAGCCAGUUUCAUAUAUAUAUAUAUAUAUAUAUAUGUCGAUGUGCCGACUAGUGCGGUAGGCGGACUUCAUUCCAUUCGUGAUAAAGUACCAUUCGAGUAGAGACAAUACGGACCUGCAUUCUGCGGCCCGUAGUUAAUGCAGUGGCCUGCAUACUGGUGCUUAGUAUAAAGUCGGAGGGUGGAGUUCCGGCGGAGUUCUCGCAUAGUGCGGUAUGUUAUGAUAUUAUUCUGAGUCUGAGCUGUAGCCGGCCAGUCCGAGAGACGGUGCAGGUGGACUAGUAGCCGGUUUUGAUUGUGGUUCAGCAGGGCUUCCAGAUUUCGCGUCCUUCGCAGAUUGGUACACAGUCGCCUGACUUCGCUGUUCCCGCGCCGUUGAAGCGCUGCUCUUCUCGCCACCCCUGCUCUCAACAAUCUCCUUUGCCUUUUUGCUUGUUCUCUGCUCACUCGUAGUAUCAUCAGCGACCUCCUCACCCACGGAUUUCCGCUUCCGCCCCGGAAUAAGCAAAUCCUUGCCCUUCUCACGGCGACGCUUGCGCGAUGCGAUCUUCCAGUCUUCACCUUCAGCCGCGGGCGUCACAUCUGCAGCAUUAUCUUCAAGCGCAGCCUUCUCAGCCUUCUCGCGUUGUCGCCGGAACAGCUCCAAUUGCUCAGCAGUUUCCUUCUUGACAGUAGCCUCCUGAGCACGAGUCGACUCCAUAAUUGAGUCUAGGAAAUCAACCUCAUCUUCGUCGAGUGCGCGGAAUUGGUUCUUCAGUUUGAUCUUUUCCUCAAAGGCUUCCUGUUUGGCCACUUUAUGUCGUCAAGAGAGGAUCAUCAGGGACGUCGUAUAAGCUCUUCCCAUCUUGUUUUCCUAGCUCGGCUUUUCGUCGGCGUUCCUCCUCGAGCUCUCGCUGCACGCGGAGCCAUUCGUCAUCGCGCUCAACUGGCUCUUGAUCCGUUCCUGCGGAGACGAAUCCUGAAGACAUUUUUGUGUUUCUUGCAGUAAAAAGAGUAAUAAGGUGCAAUGCCUGCUCCAAUCCAAAGAAUGGGGCGGUUAGAUGGUGGCUGGAAAUUAAAAGAACGACUACAAAACUGGAAGAUGAGGAAGACCAAAUCGUAAUUGACCGUAUCAAUUGCCUGCUCAAUAAUUCCUUUGAAACUCGGGCAUGGAAGAAAUUGUGUCUGUCGCGACUAACAUACAAGGAAGAAAGGCUU